GACCACCCCACGCUUCUUCCAUACACACACACACACAUCCGUAGCCAUUUUGGCUCAAGCCGGCCUUGAGUAAGACCGAAAUGGUUCAAACUAGCAAUUUCCACAUCAGUUACUCCGGCAUGGCGGCUGCCCUCUGGAUGCUCUGGUGUCCAUGUUUGCGCUCUCGUGUGCAAUGUGUUUCUUCUGGUGCUACAGUUCUUGUUCUCUCAUUGUCGAGGGCGAGGUUUCGCGUCAUAUGCACGUGCUAUCCGCUGGGCUGCUGCGAGAUGUUCGCACCCGCCUCCAUGGACACGGAGAUUGGUUUUCUUCUGCAACGCUGUACGGCACGCUGGCUUCCUGGAGGCCGCUCCUGCGCGGUGUCCGCGCCGUGCCGUGAGGCCACGGGCCCCUGCUGCCGAGGCCUCGCCGCCUCCGGAAGCACCAGGCCAUCAGAUGCGUCCUGGCGCGCGCUCUGGGCUUCACCACCGACGUGCCCAAUUACCUUCCAUGCUGUCUGAUAUGAGGCAAUCGGUGAUCGAAGACAUGCGGCGCUUGCUUGGGGAACGGUUGGGGAUUGAACGGCAGGCCAUUUCAGUGCAAGUGUCGGCUAUUGCUGUGCAGGUGGAGGCACAGCAGUCCCUUCUUCUCGCCAUGCAGCAGCAGCUCGAGCGGCAGCACAACCUCAUCGACUCGUCCACCGUCCAUGGCACGCCGCCUGCUGCAUCACCUGCAUCUCCCGAAACGGCGUUGGAGUCAGCCGUCGCGCCGCACACGCUGUCGGAGGAGAUGGAGGACGUCCCGAAGGAGGUGCUGGAUAAGACUGAUGUGCAUGCGCCGCUUAACCCUGAUGCUGCAUCGUUCGUUCCUGCCGUUGUUACGAAGGCACCCGUCUCGAUGUGCUCAGAUCAUGAUGUUGGAUCUUUGGUUGGAGUGCAAAACCAAACUAUUUCUUUCUUGCUUGGGGAGCUGUACACUCGGCAUGCGAGGUACGUUGCGCUUGCCAGCUGUAUGCAGGAGGCGGACACAAAGCUCGGCGACUUCGUCUCGUGGGCGUUCCGUGCUCUGUCUGAAGAGUACUCUCCCGCAGUGCCGCCAGUUGUUGCCAAGCCAAAAACCAUCAGCAUCGCCGACGCUCUCGGCCUCGAAGGUGCAGUCAAGAGUCUUGAGGAGAAGGUCGGGUUGCUGCGCGGCUCUCUCGGCACUGCUGCCCAGGCGCCCCUCGACAAAAGGUUAGGCCCUCUGAGGCAAGAGCUGGGAGUGAAGGCUACUAGUCAUGUUGUUCUGUGCCCUCCGUCCGCUCCCUCUCCUCGCUCCUCUCGUGCUGCCGCGCCUGUUUCGUCUCUCUCGUCCCCUCGUGCUCCUGCUCCGUCUCUGCCGGAUGGUAAUUCGAAUGCCACUCGUCACGCCAACGUACGCAAUUUGCGCGCAACACUUCCGACUACGAGGAUUUCUGGGGAGUGCCCCGAUUCAAAGCGUAUGAUAGACUCAAAGGGCAAUUCGAAGCCGUCCCGUGCGCGGACACGGCAACCAGAUGCACACGGCAUCGUCUGGAUGAUUGCAGAGGAAAUCGAUGAGCUGAAGGCCUCAUCGAGCUGAGCCGUGUGAACCGUCCGCUGGAGUACGAGCGACACACACACGCACGCACGCACG
This is a messenger RNA of Prorocentrum cordatum, 1629 nucleotides long. The record is from the annotation of a GenBank genome assembly. Lineage: Eukaryota; Dinophyceae; Prorocentrales; Prorocentraceae.